Molecule: messenger RNA, 1061 nt
Organism: Tarenaya hassleriana
Lineage: Eukaryota; Viridiplantae; Streptophyta; Magnoliopsida; Brassicales; Cleomaceae
Product: GTP-binding nuclear protein Ran-3
Exons: 8
Coding region: 109-774 (221 amino acids)
Biological process (GO): ribosomal subunit export from nucleus; protein import into nucleus
Cellular component (GO): cytoplasm; nucleus
Molecular function (GO): GTP binding; GTPase activity
Source: RefSeq, a predicted model, not a curated record
CAAACACACUCUCUUAAACCCUUCUCUCCUCCUCUCCCCUCGCCGUUUGCAUCAGCGCAUUUCUCUCUGUCGCUCGCCUCGCAGCUUGAUUUUUCUCUGCGGCUGUAAAUGGCUCUACCGAACCAGCAAACCGUCGAUUACCCUAGCUUCAAGCUUGUCAUCGUCGGCGAUGGAGGCACUGGGAAAACUACAUUUGUGAAGAGACAUCUUACUGGAGAGUUUGAGAAGAAGUAUGAACCUACUAUUGGUGUGGAGGUUCAUCCUCUAGAUUUCUUCACAAACUGUGGCAAGAUCCGGUUUUACUGCUGGGAUACUGCUGGGCAAGAGAAAUUCGGUGGUCUAAGGGACGGAUACUACAUCCACGGACAGUGUGCCAUCAUUAUGUUUGAUGUUACAGCUCGUCUGACAUACAAGAACGUUCCUACAUGGCACCGUGAUCUCUGCAGGGUCUGUGAAAACAUCCCGAUCGUUCUUUGUGGAAACAAAGUCGAUGUGAAGAACAGGCAAGUGAAGGCCAAGCAAGUCACUUUCCACAGGAAGAAGAAUCUCCAGUACUAUGAGAUUUCUGCUAAGAGCAACUACAACUUUGAGAAGCCAUUCUUGUAUCUCGCCAGGAAACUCGCCGGGGACCCGAACCUUCACUUUGUGGAAUCACCAGCUCUCGCUCCCCCUGAAGUUACAAUCGACUUGGCUGCUCAACAGCAGCACGAGGCUGAGCUUGCGGCAGCAGCGAGUCAGCCACUUCCGGAUGACGACGACGACACAUUUGAGUAAGAGAGGUUGGUGUGAUCUCUGUGUUACCUUGGGAGAAUGUUACCGUUGCUGUUGGGAUAUAUGCUUUUGGGGACUGGAUGUUACCUAUAAUCAUCAACGUAUUUUGCUUCCUUCUAUUUUCCGGGUUUUGGCUGUAGAGGAAGAGUUUUAUAUACACCUCCGGUUCUAUAAGAAGAAAAAAACGUAGUUGGGAGCUUUAUCUUGAGAAGAUGUGACUCUGGGUGUUUGGUUUUUGCUGCUAACAUCAUCUGGUUCAUAUAAUGCCUUGUUUGAUGGGGUUUGGUCAA